Homo sapiens (human) is the source of this 684-nucleotide messenger RNA. RefSeq names its product defender against cell death 1 (gene DAD1). The coding region runs from base 68 to 409 and encodes 113 amino acids. Gene Ontology annotation, cellular component: oligosaccharyltransferase complex; endoplasmic reticulum membrane; membrane. NCBI's taxonomy places the organism in Eukaryota, Metazoa, Chordata, Mammalia, Primates, Hominidae. The transcript has 3 exons. The record is from RefSeq and is marked reviewed.
ACAUCCGGUGUGGUCGACGGGUCCUCCAAGAGUUUGGGGCGCGGACCGGAGUACCUUGCGUGCAGUUAUGUCGGCGUCGGUAGUGUCUGUCAUUUCGCGGUUCUUAGAAGAGUACUUGAGCUCCACUCCGCAGCGUCUGAAGUUGCUGGACGCGUACCUGCUGUAUAUACUGCUGACCGGGGCGCUGCAGUUCGGUUACUGUCUCCUCGUGGGGACCUUCCCCUUCAACUCUUUUCUCUCGGGCUUCAUCUCUUGUGUGGGGAGUUUCAUCCUAGCGGUUUGCCUGAGAAUACAGAUCAACCCACAGAACAAAGCGGAUUUCCAAGGCAUCUCCCCAGAGCGAGCCUUUGCUGAUUUUCUCUUUGCCAGCACCAUCCUGCACCUUGUUGUCAUGAACUUUGUUGGCUGAAUCAUUCUCAUUUACUUAAUUGAGGAGUAGGAGACUAAAAGAAUGUUCACUCUUUGAAUUUCCUGGAUAAGAGUUCUGGAGAUGGCAGCUUAUUGGACACAUGGAUUUUCUUCAGAUUUGCACUUACUGCUAGCUCUGCUUUUUAUGCAGGAGAAAAGCCCAGAGUUCACUGUGUGUCAGAACAACUUUCUAACAAACAUUUAUUAAUCCAGCCUCUGCCUUUCAUUAAAUGUAACCUUUUGCCUUCCAAAUUAAAGAACUCCAUGCCACUCCUC